AUGGGAUUCAAGGUUGCCAUUGAAAUUUCCUAUGAUCGCUCAAAGUUUAUCACGCGCGCAGAGUUCGGUAAGAAAGCAAACACAUGUUUGCUUGCGCAUUUAUAUGUAUAGUUUGGUAUGACCGUGUAACGGUGUAAUGUUCCUCACAACCAGACAUUGGUGUUUGACAGAUUAUGAUUAACAAGACGCCUGCUCAAGGCGUUCGCUCCGUCGGUAAAGGGGAAGGGCAGCAACAAAAUUGCGUGGGGGUGAUGUAGGAAGUUGAUGAGGUGUGGUGAGCACCUUAUUAUAACCUUGGCAUUUUGUCAAAGAGUAACAUAAUAGGUAUAUCUCAUGCAGUACUUAAUUAAUAUACUUGGUUUAGUGUACAGUGUAUAUUAUUAAUUAUAGAUCGUAUACAGUUCUACUUCAAAUGUAUAAAUAGUACACACUUUCACAUCUGAUUCCCAGAAGGCUUGGGAUAAGUAUCAUUGUGAAAUAAUGUGAUAUAUAGUAUCUGAUGUUCCAUCAAAUUUCCACUGUGUUUUAUGUCAAUAUUGUAUUCUGGGUUGAAAAAUUUUUCUUUUAGGAUAGAGAAUGUUUCACGAGAACUAGUAACAGUUUCCAAUAUUCUUCAGGGACAUAACCAAUAACCAUCAAUCCAUUAUACAUUAAUCAUUAUAAUUAAUGAAGAGCAUAGCCUUUGAUAACCUCCUGACAACCAAGGUAAUGAGCAAAAUUUCACAGAUGACAUAGUCAUAGAGAACUGAUAUGUUGUGCAGGUCUAACAUUACCGAAUCAUCAAUAGCACAGUAUAAAUAUAUAUAAAGGGCCACGUCCAUAUUCAUGUUGCGACAAGUAACGUCGAAUCGACAUUAUUUCAUCCACCUACUCACCCCAGAUAACGUUGAUCGGAUCGAUAUUCAGUCGUAUUUUGACCGAUAAACUCACAAUUAUUGUACUUUACUACUUUGUAUUGUCAUUGGGCAUUGGCUGGGAUUGUAUUUUGAUACAAUAUUUAAAUAGUGAUUUGGUUCUUGCCGGAGUGGCAAUAAACAAUAACAACCAAGAUAUAGCCGUUCUCAAAAUUAAAAUGUCCAUAAUACAUGUCAUAUUCUUGUUGGUAGAAGUUGGCAACCAAGGUAAAUUAUAAAACAUUUUUUUAAUGGUGACCUUGUUUACAUAUAUGUCUACUGACAGUCUACGAAAUUAGAAAAGUUCUGUUAUAGAUUUCGUUGAACUUAGCCUUCAGCCUUGUGCAUAUAGCCUAUAUAAGCGUAAAAAAUUUGGAAGUAUAGAAGAAACAGAAUAGCAUGUUAAAAUCUUAUCAUGCUUUCAACUGUCUGACUCUUGGUGACCUAAUAGCCUUAAUUCAACCUGAUUCGUUCUUUCUUGUUGUUGCACCAACAAAAAUACAUUAAUUCGUAAAGAGUAAGUUCAGAGUACAACACAACAUGAAAAACACAGUACAAUUCGGUGAAAAUUUAGCGAAAUUGCCAGAAAUAUUUGCGGCCACUCAUCACGCAACCGCCAUUUUGAAACUGAACUAUAUAGGUCACUGAAGCGUACUUGCAACUGAAUCACCCAUAAUAUCCAUAAAAUACACCGAUAUACUAGGCCGUUUGCUGUGACCUCGAAAAGUGCCUAGAAAACGAUUUUUAUUUCACCUGCAGUCUUGGAACUGAAAUAUUUUGCGGGAACUAACACUUUCGAACACGCUGAGUUCAAAUCCGAAAAAUUCCCGCUCUAUAAACCUGCAGUUUUCUGACAAACUGCAAUUUUAUCUUCACUAAUUUCACGACAACUUUUUUCAUUGUUCAACGACACGGAUCGAUGACGACAAACGAUUAUGUCCCUCAAAAGGACCAAUUUCUAUUAACCAGUCUUCCUUUUAAUUAACAAAAGACCGGUUUUGCUCGAAUCAUUUUGAGUUAUGUUAUAUUAUGCGUGUUGGACGUAAACAACAACAUCUUGUCUACAACUUUGGGAAGGUACAGAUAAAGCUUUCUGAAAUCCUCAGUGAAUGGCUCUAUCUCUAUAAAAUUACAAGGACGUUAAUGCUUAGUUUUAUGGCUAUGUCUCUGGGCUGAGAAAUAAUUCUUUACAUGCGAUCAAAAUGUUUUAUACAACGAUAUGAAACGGUAAAGUUAUGUGAUGGAUCAGCAUUUAAAUUUCCAACACAGUUUUUGAGACGUAAUUCAAGAGGUAACUUAUCAUUGCAUUUGAACUAUUACAUCAGUUGGUAUUAUUCUGUGCGAUUAGCGAGUAUUAUUGGAAAGAGGGCUUCCAUAUACGUUGUAAUCACCAAAUAAACAACUCAUGCGCACAUCUCUCCACUUCGUCGUAAGUUUACAGAGCAGAGUUUAUACUUUGGCACUGAUAUUUGUAUUUGCAGAUGUGAACAUCAAUUCUUCUAGUUUAAGAUUAUUUUAGAGUGAUCCUGUCGUAAGUCUUCUAUCAGCAACCCAUCGACAAUAUUUCAUUUUAGUGUUGGCUUUGCUGUUCCGUUGGCUUCGCGUUACUUUUGUUUUAAAUUCCUUGAUCGCGUUAAAAGAGUUAUUUCUCAGCUCAGCCCAGAGACAUAGCCAAAAAACUUAACAUUAACGUCCUUGUGAUUUUAUUGAGAUAGAACCAGAACUGUGGAUUCUAGAAAGCUUUAUCUGUACCUUCUCAAAGUUGUAGACAAGAUAUGUUGUUUACGUUCAACAUGCACGCAUAAUAUUACAUAACUCAAAAUAAUUCGAGUAAAACCGGUCUUUUGUUAAAAGGAAGACUGGUUAAUAGAAAUUGGUAUUUUUGAGUGACAUAAUCGUUUGUCGUCAUCGAUCCGUGUCGUUGAACAAUGAAAAAAGUUGUCGUGAAAUUAGUGAAGAGAAAAUUGCAGUUUGUGAGAAAAUUGCAGGUCUACGGAGCGGGAUACUUAAACUGUAUGGGACACUUGAACUUGUAAAGUGUAAUUAGUGAUUGAGGUAAAUAAUUUAAUAUUAUAAUUUAUGAAGCAUACUAACGGUCCUACUAAACACGCUUUCUGAAUUACUUGUACAUAUUGCCUUGGACUGAAUUAGACAAUAAACAAAAUGCCGCGAUGAGAUAUUGGAAUGCUGGAAAUCCUUAUUUAUCCAAGUACUGGACAAACAUGCCCCACUUAGAAUAAAGAGAGUAAGAAAAUGGGCAGUGUACUUUCGAUAAAUAACGAUAUCAAGGCUAAGUUAUUUGAAAGGGAUUUUCUGAAGCGUAAAGCGAUAAAAACAAAUGAAGUAAGUGAUUGGAAUAGGUACAAGUCUUCUAGAAACGCAGCUAAUAUUGCCUUGCGUCAUGCAAAAAGAGAAUACUACUGUAUGCCUGGAAAACGAUUAAUGAUAUCUUAGGACAAAAUACAAUCAAAAUACUAUUCAUGAAAUUAAUUAAAACUAUCUGGAAAAUCUUUCACUUCGACAGAGGAGUUAAAAGAUGUUUUUAAUGAAUACUUCACAAACAUAAGUCCUAAGCUUGCUCAAACGAUCGAGCAUGACAGCGAUAGUAACUUUGGAGACUUUAUUACCAAACGAGAACCCGCUAGUAAAUUUUCUUUUGAGGCUGUAAAUAAAUUUACGGUUUACAGGAAAUUAAUAUGAAACUGGACGUACUCGGGAACAGCUAACCGUAUUUAUAUGUACGGAUUCCCGUGUGACAAACAUGCAGGAGCCGGUUGUUCAAAAGCUGGUUAACUUAAUCCUAUAGCUUAACGAAAAAUAUGAAAGCAUCCCAGCAUCUUGUUUAUGCAGGCAUGGAAAGUUUUGAGAUAAACGGAUAUGCACAAAUACACAAACCGAAACACCAGGUUAAAUUUUAACUUAUUGCCAACCUGAUAGGGGCUCCAUUUUAUAUAGUUCAUUUUAUAAAGACCCUUUAAGACCUUGGGGUUCCGUUUACACCCAUUUUGGAAUUCGGGUCCAAAUAUAUACUUUUCUCUUCGUUCAAAAUGAUGUUUCGUGCAUGAAUAUAUUCUCUUUAACCUUCACCCCAAAAGGGUUAGAAUUGGGGACGUGAUUGGGGUCAAGAUAAAAGAGAAAUAUAUUCGUGCAUGGGCGAGACAAUUACCAAAAUUUUGUCCCAGGCCCCACAAAAUCACUAGCAAAAUUUCUAGGACAAAUCCUGUGAAAAAAAAUAGGAUGAAGGUGCUAUGCUGCAGCUGCUUAUUGGGUUCACAUAUAAUAUUGUUUGAAUCUAGAAAGAAUAUUAGUGUAUAAAAAUGGACGAUUGUGGCUUAAUUUGGUAAAUGUGAACCUGUUUUAUUAUUUUGGAGGAUGGGCAAAUCUUGAAAAUAUUGGAAUAUUAAAUAGGACUCUGAUGAAGAAAAUGUAACUUUUCUGAACGCCUCCAUUUAACCAUUCAGCUAAUUAUAUUCCUUAAACCCUUGGUGCUUAUGAUUUCCAAACAUUUGAUUAAGGCUCACUAUCUAUAAUGAAAACAUCUUUUUAGAUACAAAUCGAAAUUCAAGUAACUCCGGUUCAUACAUCAAAAAUGUGUAUAAAGACCUUGACGACAGAUGUUUGAAAGUUAUAUGGAGUGAUGACACUGCUUCAAGAUUUUCUUACAAUUUUCUACGUGAUAACUGCAAGUGUCCUGAAUGUUUUGAGUCAUCCAGUAAACAAAAGCUUUUCAACACCGCAAGAGAUCUUAUGAUAAGCAUCCAAAUUGAAGAAGCUGGUAUCUCAGAAGAUGGUCGGUAUCUGAAAUGCAAUUGGCCGGGCGGUCAUGAGAGCAGUUAUUCAUUAAACUGGCUUCAGAACAUGAGGACGCCAGAGGAAAAUGAACUUAGACAGCGGAAUUCAGACAGCCUUGUGAAAGAUGAGCUCAUUCUCUGGAAUCGAGAAAUGAUGCAAGAUCAGAUACUAUUUCAUGAUUAUAAUGUCUUGAUGAGUGAGGAUAAAAGUUUGUUUGAUUUGUUGUAUUGUCUUUAUCAAUAUGGAAUCGUUGUGAUUGACAAUGCACCUACAAGAAAUGGUGUCCUGCUGGAAUUGGCAGCUAGGAUUGGAUAUCACAAGAGGACACAUUAUGGGUAAGAUUGCUUACCUUUCAUGCAUGAUAGCCUAUAGCUGUGCACCAAUGGAUCCGGUUGAACCCUCUAUCCAAUGUUUUUCCUUAUUACUGACCGCAUAUUAAUAAAGUAUACAACAGUGUAACGAACAAGUCGUGUUUGAUUUGUUAUACCAUGCCCCUAGCUCAAAGUUGGCAUAACCCUGUUUAUAGCAUGGCAGUUUGGUUUGGCAUGAUUAGUAGAUUUAUUCCAACUAAUUUUAUCUGUAGACGGAAACCAUUUUGGGAUUUUGGCUCAAGAAGUUAGAAUAAUUUUAAUGGGAGUUUUCGUUUUAAGGUUAUAAAGUACUGCGGAAACGUAAGGUACUGUAAAAACGCUAUGGAAAUUCAACAGGCUGUCGUGCAUCAUAAACUUAGCUAAACAAUUCAAUUGUUACAUAGGACGAAUUAAAGAACAGUUAUUUAGCUUUUCUAUCAUACUUUUUUAAAACCGUAACGAUGAGAAAUCGCCAGAUACUCGUCAAAUAAAAAUUGCCGAUUGAAAUCACAUUCUUCCACCGUUGGGAAUUGAACAUACAUUAAUCAUGCAAAGUUAAUCAAUCCAAAAGCAACGAGAGCCUGCUACAAGGUAUUUGUUUCGUAAAACGUUUAGAUUACGAAUGUUCUCUGUUCAGUGGUUAAUUUAACCAUGUUUAAUGGACGUUCUUAUUGUCUCAGUAAGACGAAGAUUGACGAGUUGAGCUCAUUUUAGAUAACUUAACAUUCAACUUUAAUUUCCACUUGGGAAUUGUCUAUGUUUCGUUUUCCAUGCAAUUCCCAAUGGUGGAAGAAUGUGAUUUCGACAAUUUUUAUUUGACGAGUAUGUGGCCAUUUCUCAUCGUUACGAUUUCAAAAGCUACAUAACUGUUCUUUCGUCCUAUGUAAAAAUUGAAUUGUUUAGCCAUGUUUAUGAUGCACGACAGCCUGUUGAAUUUCAAUAGCGUUUUUUUAGACACCCUGUAUAAAUUGAAUGAAUCCCAUGCAGGCAUUUCUUUUGGGGACAUCUGUACUUUUAUUAAUUUCCGAUCUCGUUGCCACGCAUUAAUAAGCACCGCUAAAGAAUAGACAAGUGCCCAUCCAUUGUCAAUCCUUUCAACCUCGUGCAUGUGAAAAUAUCCUCUCUUUCCCUCAAAAUAACCCGUAAGGCAUGCACUGUACAAGAAUUGUAUGGCGAUGUUGCUUUGACAAAUAGAAUAUUGAUUUCAUGCUGUUUUCGCAAAUACAAAACAAAAAAUAUUAAUAGCAACGACCCCAAUGCAAUGUAUCAGAUAAUUAUUUUUUCUGUCUAUUUAGAGAGGAUUUUGAUGUGAAAGAUAUUGAAAAUCCUUCCAAUUUGGCUUACACUAACCACGGUUUACCUCUUCACAUUGAUCUGCCAUUUCUUAAGUAUCCUCCUCAUGUAAGUUUCAUUAAAUUCUAUGAAAACUUGUCACCAUCAAAACUUGUGCAGGAAAGUGUGGUAAAGAAAACCUUGUAUAGAAAACUUGGCAAAACAAAAUGGUCAAGGAAAUCCUGUCAAGGAAAUCUUUUAAGGAAAUCUUGUCAAGAAGAAAGGGAAUCUGCAUUAAGAAAACUAAUUAAUGAAAGGCUGCGGCAAGAAUAAUGAUAAGAAAGAUGUGCAUGCAUGUUUCUAAAGAUUUAGAAUAUUGUCUUUUAUUAUUAUUUUUAUUAUAUUAUUUUAGAUUCAACUGUUACAUUGCAUCCACGAAAAUACCUUGGGAGGCGAUAACAUAUUUGUUGACGGAUUUAAUGUUGCCAAACAAAUACACGAGAACCACCCUGAUGCUUUUGAUGUUUUGAAAAGUUUUCAUGUACGAUUUGUUGACUUUGGUACAGAUGCCUAUGGAGAAUUCGCAUUGGGUUGUUCUCAUCCUAUUAUUAAGUAUGUUGCUAGUUUUCAUAAUUCUAAGGAAAUUUAAAAUUUUACUAACGAUCAAAUUUCUUCCCCAGCGCCCCAUUUGGCAUUUGACCAUGCAAGUGCCCUCCCUAUAUACAUAAAAUGAAAAUUCAAAGAGAAAAGGGUACAUAUACUUAGAUUUUGUCAUACCAUAUUUAAUAAACAACUAGAAAUACAUGCAUGCAACAACCCCUCGCCCACAUUUCCCAAACAUUGUUUGAACAUGAAGUAUUCUAAUUACGCCAACAUGGAACGCAGGGUCGCGUUGUUCGCGUCAUGUUAGCCAUGGCAACAAGAUAAUUGUUUUCUUAAUUUUUUGUUCAAAACGGCGAAAACAAAUUAAUGUUUUACACUUUUAACCACAUAACUAUCGAUUUCUAACAUAUAUAAAGUAGGUAUGUUAUUUUGCUUUCUAUGGGCUUUAUUAUAACGUAAAAUUCAACAUAAAACGCUUCGUAAAACGUUUUCAAAUGUUCGUUGAAAUGAACUGCUUUUUGGCGAUAAACUCUUCUUAAUCAACUUAUUAAUAACACUCGUACUUUGAAGUGAAAUAAUUUUAAGUCAUACAGGUCGCUCUUGAAAAUAAUUUUCUCCUUUGAGCUUUUAUAAAAGAAAUUAAAACAAGCUAAUCCAAAGAAACUUUCACAUAGAAUGAAAAGGAAAGCUGUAGCCUGUACAUGUUCGAGGCCUUCAGGGGAAAACUGGACUGCAAAUCCAUACAUAAACAGUAAAAAUAAACUUACCCUAUAGAAUACUUUAGGAUUUUCCAUACCUAUCAUUUCGUUAAAAUUUGAAAAAGGUGAUUUACAACUUAUUGUGUGAAAAGAUGUCCAAGCUUUCUGUCAUGCAUGUUUUUUUUUAAUCUUUGCUUCCUAGUUCCUUCACUCCUGGCAAACAGCUAUAUUUUUGAGAUCAGUGAGAUGACCACCCAUGCAUAGCCAUGCGCCCGCGAUCAUUGAUGAACUUUAGACUUCGGUAGUGGCUUCCUUUCCCCUGGUCACAAGUUUAUUAGUUGUAAAACUAGCCUCGUUAAAUAAAGUUUAAAUGAAAUGAAACGAAAUAGCCGAGCGGAAUUAGUACCCUCGCCACGGGCUUCGCCCUACGCGCUCCGCGCGUGGCUCGGGGAUAACAGGGACUCAUUAUCUUACUUUUUAUUCACGUUGAUGGAGAUUUAUGCACUUUCACUGUGAGUGAACGUAUCGUUGUUUCGCUCAACCAAAAAUGCUUUUAUGUAUUAACCUGAAAAAAAGAUUUGUGCACCAUGCAUGCCCUUCUCAACAUCAAUUCUAGUUCGAUUAUACAUAUCUUCCUGACCAUGUUAAUAUUCCUAUCAACUAUGGUUAUCCAUUCAUUAGAUAUUUUCAGACACAAAGCACAUUAGCUGCACAGGUGUUGCCAAAAACGCUGUUUGAAUAAAAUAGAAAUAUUCCAAUUGGAUUGUUGAUACUUCAGUAAACCGACAAAACUUUGUUUCUCCCGACAAAACAAAGGAAGCAAUUUUCUUUUUGCAUGAGGGCAUGGUUUACCAAAGAUUGGAUUGAUCAUAGCAUCCCUCAAAGAAUGUUGGAUCACAUGCACUGUUAUUGCAAAGUUUCAGUUGAAUUGACACAAAAAUACUUCCACCUUUUUGUUCCAUUUAGUUUUUAGCGUUAUUUCAGUGUAUUUUGUAUAUUUUGUACAUUUAGUUUUUAGCGUUAUUUCAGUGUAAUUUGUAUAUUUUGUACAUUUAGUUUUUAGCGUUAUUUCAGUGUAUAGCAAAUAAUUCCAGCAACAAUCAAUCACAUAAGGCACACGUCCAAACGUGCUGACAAAAUAUUAGAAAUAAUUACGUAUUUCAAUUUUGAACAUACGCGACACGACAAGAAAGCGAUUAAAAACUUGGCGUUACUAUCAUAUGUAAAUGCUACAAUCAGUGACAAAACACUUUGGACAAAAUAACAAAAAAGCGUAAGUUUACAACAUAAUCGCCCUCCGCACCCCCGUUCAAUGUUGUAUGUGGAAAUACCUGCGCAAAAUGUUCCUUGCCAGCUACCCAACAUUGUUUUGGGUGGGGGAGGGAGGGAUAGUGUUUUAUGCUGAACAGUAUUUGGAAAUGCGGAGAUAUGUAUAUAUUAUAUCACUGUCCAAAAACCUUUUGUUACUGAUUAGUCGGUUGGACCACCUGUGGUGCCCACCGACUGUAGGUUUGCUUUUGGUACGCCACAAAAUGACAAAUUGCGUCAUUUUAAUUACGUAAUUCUUACGAAAUCAAAAUGGCGACCAUGGAAUAGCAUGUAAAAGUUCGCUAUUGACUAUUUGGUCCAGUCGUGUCUUUUUUUUGGGGGUUUUUGAAAGAAAUAUAUUAAGAAUUCACUAAAAGUUACCACGACGUUUCACUUUUAUGUUAUCGAGGAGGAAAGUGGAUAAUUUGUAUAUAAUUUUAUAUAUUUAAAGUUUGUAUCGCGCGGCGGAGAUAUCGGGCGCGCAAAUCAGUUUUGACGCUUUCUAUAUAUUUACUAUUGAAUUUUCGAAAUCUCCGGCGCGCAAUUUCCAAACUUUCUAGUCAGUAAUAAUAUUUUGGUCUUUUGGAUCUACAGAAAUUAAACUUAAAUUCAGACAUCGCCUGCUUGGUAUGGUAUGGUAUGGUAUGGUAUGGUAUGGUAUGGUAUGGUAUGGUGUGGUAAAACUUUAUUCAAACACGCUAGCCUCGAUCAACGUGAGCUGCUUUUCAUGAGGGGCGUCACACAAUAACUAUUUACAAAUUAAAGAAUAUACACAUUAAGCUAUAUGCAAGUUAAACUAUAUAGAAAAACAAGGAAGCAAAGGAUAAUAGAAAAGGAAUUAUAUAAAAACUUAACAAUUGGUGCCAUCCAAAGGAGGUGUUCAUGCCUGACGUAUUUUUCGUUUAAAAGAAGAAAGGGUUUAAGAAUUUUUUGAAUCCUCAGAAAGAUGAUUCCAUUGCAUGGCACCACUAUAUCGAAAAGUUUUCUUUAAAAAUUCACUAUUAGGCUUAGGUAAGCAUAGGUCUGUAUCGCUACGUACUACGCAAAUCAUAAGACUGAAUUGUGCUUCUUUUGUAGAAACACUCGUUUAGAUUAGGGGCAUGCAGUGUGGUUAUUAAGUAUUUUGUACAUCAUUAUUAAUUUAUUUUCUAAACGUUUCACAUUCAGUAGACCUAAUAUUAUAACUGGUUCCAGGAAUCACUCUAGCUGCACGGGAUUGAAAUUUUUGUAGUUUAUCUUGAAGUGUUUUUCCACAGGUAUCGCGCAGAGGGGAACAAUAAUCAAAGUAGGGUUGAAUUAAUGCUUUGUGAAUUGUUUGCAGAGUUGCAGGUGGGACAAAGGGCUUUAUACGUUUCAUAGCCCCAAUUCCAGCACUGACUUUAGAACAUACCGAAUCGAUGUGUGCAUCCCAAGUUAAUUUUUCGUCAAUGUCUAUCCCUAAACAUGUAUAUUUGCUGGUUCGAGGGACUGGGGUAUUAUUCAUCAAUAUUGGCGUAUUUCCAAUUUUAUUGAUGAGGUUAUAAGAUGACGCAAUAAACAUGACUUUUGUUUUGGUGGGAUGAUGUUGAAGCUUAUUUUUAAAAGCCACCUCUGAAUAUUAUUUAGGUCAUCAUUUAAAUUUUGAGCUAAUGUCUCAAUUCAAAAUCAUAUGUGGAAGACGAAAUUUGAGUAUCAUCUGCAUAGAGAUACGGAGUUGUUUUUUUCAAGUGAUCUGGCAUGUCGUUUACAUAAAGUAAAAAUAACAAUGGUCCUAGAAUUGAACCCUGGGGGACACCGCAUCUUAUUUUCUUCGGUAAGGAUGUGUGGCCAUUUUUGCUUCUUUCGAGUCUACAUCCUAUUCCUAUUAAAUAGCAUUGAAGAUUAAGGUUCAUUGGGACAAAAUGUAUUACCAAAAGCUGAAAAGGAGGAACUCAGUUUCCUGAUAUCGUGCGGAAGUAACUUGGAAUCUUUCUUGGCACAAUAACAUAUACGCCCGUAUUCUAAAAGCUCACUCACACUCAAACUCACACUCAAUGAGUGGAGGUUCAAUCUGAGCUUCUUUUGAGUGUCAAUGCUGUUUUUGAAUAGCUGGAGGGUGAGUAGUCACAUAGUAAGGUAUGACACUAGCCCUCCAGCUAUUCAAAAAUACUGAAUGACACUCGAGAAAAGCUCAGAUUGAAUCGAACUUCCACUCAUUGAGUGUGAGUGAGCAUUUAGAAUACGGGCGAUAGUAUUAUUCCAUGCAGUUCGCCACCUUUAUACUGCACACUGUUAUGUGUAAAAAAUUAAUUUUUUUAAAUGAAAUUUUUAACGAUUCCCAGCAAGCCUUUCGCGCUCGUAUUCGACUUUUCCGCUUUUCUCGGGGACAACCUUAAUUGAAAUAGCUGUAUAAAAUUAUUAACUUAAGAAAGUAGAAGUAGAAUAUUUAGCUGACCUUUGAUUUUGUGCAAGGUGUUUGAUAUUCAAAUUGAACUUUUCCUACCUCAUGAACAGGUACCUGUAUCUUAGGGGCUGUUUACAUAUUGGAAGGCAGGGUGAUUUUGAUAUAUUGAAAUAAGUCACUUGGCUAAACGAAACUUCAAAUGCUAGUUAACAGAACUCAAAUAUUGUAGAGAAGAUCUCGUCUUGGCAAAGCGGAUGAUAUAAACAGCCCCAUAUUCAGCAAAUUUUGCAUGCUGCCUUUGAUCCCUUGGGGGUGAGGCAGCACUUUCCUUGCGAUAGUAAUUCCUAGUAGUAAUAUAUUUUUCAGUUCACUUCAACACUUCGUCAUUAGUGGCAAUCUAAUUUAUGAUCUAACUGAUCACUUACCUAAUUUUCUCAUACUAAACAAAUAUUCAUCAUUAUCAACCAAUGUUAAUGUUUUCAAGAGGGAUUACUCAUAACGUAAUGAAUCAGCUUUAAUUUCGGAUGUACAAGAGAUUGACAAUAGCUGCGUGUCGUGAAGUAUCAACUACCAUCUCAUUGCCACAAUCCUUCAGAAUUAUUUGAUUCACUUUAUGGCAAAAUAACUGAAAUUGUUGAUAAGCAUGUACCCAUAAAACAACUAUCUAAAAGGGAGCUAAGACUUCAGGCUAAACCUUGGCUAACAAUGGGAAUAAGGAAUUCUAUCAAAGUUAAGAAUAACUUAUACAAGAAGUUUUUUAAAACAAAAUCGCCUUAUUACUAUAGUCGAUUUAAAUUUUAUCGAAAUAAAAUAAACCAUUUGUUGCGCAUUGCCAAAAGAAAAUAUUACAAUGAUUAUUUUAGUAAAAAUGUCGAUAAUAGCAAAUUAAUCUGGAAAGGUGUUAAGGAAAUUAUACAUUUAAAAACAAAAAAUAAUUAUAUCCCAAGCAAGAUCAUGGAUGGCAACCGAGAAAUUAUUGAUAACAAAGACAUGGCUAAUUCUUUUUCAAAGUACUUGGCUAAUAUAGGGAGUAACUUAGCAAACUCUAUUCCAGCCGUUGACAAGUCUUCACUUGAUUAUGUAGAUGAAUCAAUCUCUGAUAGCUUUUAUAUUUACCCAACAUCAACUACAGAAAUCCAAAAUGAAAUCUCAAGUUUAAAAAUUGGAAAAGCUUGUCGACCUUUCAGUAUACCACUAAUUUAGGGUCAUGAAAAUUCUAAAGUUUGUUGUAUGUAAACCAUUGGAAAUACUCUGCAAUGUUUCUUUUUCAUAAUUAAGGAAUGGUACCAAGCACAAUUAGCUCGAGUAAUACCUAUUUUCAAAAAGGGAAAACAUAAUGCUAUGAAUAAUUAUCGACUUAUUUCACUUUUGUCAGUGUUUAAUUAACAAGAUUUUAGAAAAAUUGAUGCAUAAGAGAUUGGUAAAUUAUCUUCAACAACUCAAUGUUUUAUAUGAUAAACAAUUCGGCUUUCGGACAAAUUAUUCAACUAGUCAUUCUAUUCUAUGUAUUAUUGACAAAAUUCAACAAUCAACCGAGGAGAAGAAUUACUCUUGUGGAAUCUUCCUUGACUUUAGUAAGGCAUUUGACACUAUUGAUCAUACUAUUAAUACUGAUUCGAAAAUUGGGAAGGUAUGGUAUUUGAGGAAUAGCAAAGGAAUGGUUUGAUUCAUAUCUUACCAGUAGACAACAUUUCGUGUCAUUGAAUAAUAUUUCUUCAGACUUAUCAACAAUAAAUUGUGGCAUACCCCAAGGAACAGUUCUUGGUCCACUGCUUUUUCUUUUAUAUAUUAAUGAUUUCCACAGGUGUUCAAGAAACGUGGGCUUUCAUCUCUUUGCUGAUGAUUCAAAUUUUUUUAUAAACAUAAAAACCUUGUUACUCUUCAGUCAAAUGUUAAUAAGGAAUUAAUUAUAUUCAUACCUGGCUUUGUGCCAACAAGUUGUCUCUAAAUAUGUUGAAAUCAAACUUUAGUCUAUUUCACUCUGUACAAAAAAGAUUAGCCUAAAACAUUAAGUUAGAAAUAAUCAGAUAUCUUGAAGUCUUCCUUGACUCAAAUUUGAAUUGGAAGAGAAGUAUAGGUAUGCUUUCCAAAAUUCGUUACUAUACUGACAUCAUUAUGCAUUAAUAUAUCCAUUUUUAACUUAUGGUGUAAUUACUUGGGGCAUAACCUAUUCUACCACAUUGCAUCCCCUAUUUGUUUUGCAAAAAAAGGCUAUAUAUACCUUUGAUAUUUUCGCAACUAAUUAUAAAUAUCGCAAAUCUCCACUAUGUUGUUUAUGGACGUUGUCUGUCUAAUUCAGUUAGCCUUUAUGGUUAUUUUAGGCAGAUAGUACCCACACCUACCACAGUAUAUUAAUAAAGUAAAUAAUGUAAUGAUUUAUAACGGCUGAAUAAAUUCUUCCACUGUUCGUGACGUAAUGGUAAUUAGUGCAUGUGCAUUUUGCCUCGAGGUGACGGGCGGUUCCGUUCCCGCAAUAUGUAGGCUAUUUAAUUUCGUAUUAUGUAAAUAAACAUUAAAGAUGAGGUCAAGUCUGUUCUGCGCAUGUGCUAUGUGAGGACUCUCUGGUGUAAACAGUACCCAAAUUUCGCGUUAUUUCGACAUCUUCUAAAUUGAAAGUCUAAUCUAUAUUAAUUUAGCAGCAUAGAAAACCAGAACGAUGUUAGAUAUUAACUAAGUACAUUAUAUUUUAUGAAUAUAAUGUCUUCAAAAUGUACAUAUAAACAAACCGCACUUCCGCUGAACGGACUUUUGACCGCCUCUUUAAAAAAUAGGUACGCUGUAGCGUACAUGGCGUCUACUGGAUCAAAAACAAAGAAUGUCAAUGCCGUCCGGUUUAUAUUUACAUUUCCGACUUUGGAGUGGGGAAGAUUAAAAUAUCUCGGCAAGUAUUUAGCCGCCCUUUAAAACGAAAACCUCCGUUGAUUAAAUCCUCAUAAAAUAACCUUUCGAAUGGUGGGUCAAAUGCCGUCAUAUUAAACAUUACACAAACCAAAACAACCGUAUAUUUACUCACCGCUUGGCCAAACAUUCUGCACUUCAUAUGGAGAAAAAAUUGAAUACCUUCUAAACUCUUCAGAUUAAGUCAAUAGGAGUGAAAUACUCCUUGUAUUCAAGCGCUUUCGUGUAUGAGGCGCCAAAUGUAUUUUUAUUAUUUAAAUAAAUUACGAAGAUAUUUUGGAUGAUUUAUUUUAUUAUAUCAUAUAACCAAAAUAUCUGCUUUGGACAGUCUAAGGCUAAAGUACAUAGCCAUUGAAAUAUUUUAUGAAAUAAAAGCCCUAGAGUCUUAUAAAUUGCUAUAGUUUUUAAUAGCGACGUUUCGUAGCAUUAACGCCCCGACUUGACUGGACCUAAUGUAGUUCAUUUUAAAUUUUAAAAUUUAAACAUUGAAACCGUUACGGUCGACACAAAUUGGCUUCUCACCUCGAGUUGUAGUCGAGUUUGCUUUCUUGUUUAUAUCAUUGAUUCCUAAAGGUUGACGGCGUUAUUCGACACGACACAGCUCAUUGCAUAAUUAUCGGUCCACUCAAGUCGGGGCGUUCAUAAUACGAUAAACUUUAAGAGUUUCAUUCCUUGUCACGUAUUUAUAUGUUGCCGCCUCCUAUUUCAUAUCCCGCGCGUCUCCCACGCGCGUAUGUAUGUAUGUAUGUAUGUAAAAAUUUAUUUAAAGACGCUAGCCUUGUCAACAAAGAGAGUUGAUUUCCACAAGGGGCGUCGACAUUUGAAAAUUUACAAAAACUAUUUACAAAAAAGACAAAUAUAAGUACAAAUACAUGCAAUAUAUAUAGUAAUUAAUUAGAAUGGUUUAAAAGGAAGUUGGUGGUUUGGUGUGAUUUGGCCAUAUAAAUAUGUCUGUAAUAAUCCAUUUAGAUUAAUAUUAGGUUAGUUACUUUGCCUUACAAUAUUUUUAAAAGAACAUAUUGAUAGGGCUUCCUUAGCUUCACCAGGAAGAUCAUUCCAUAGUUUAGCACCACUAUAUCGAAAACUCUUUUUCAGAAAGUCGCGUCUUGGCUUAGGAACGGCCAGAUCAUUCUAAGCAUUUCUGAGAUCGUAAGUCGUUUGCGAAAUAUUCCUUUUUAUCAAAAACUCUUUCAAGUUCGGCGAACUAUGGUCGUUUAGAAUUUUAUAAACAAGAGUUGCCUUAGUUAAUUUUCUUCUAGAUUCUAAAUUGUCCCAUUCAAGAGAUUGAAGAACGUCAGCAGACCUGAUCUCAUAACCAGCACCAGCUAUUAUCCUAGCUGCUCGAUUUUGAAAUUUCUGCAAAUUGUCUUUUAAUGUUUUGUUACAAGUGUCCCAAAGGGGAGAACAAUAAUCAAAGUAGGGUUGUAUCAAAGCGCUAUAGAUUGAUUGCAGCAUGUUUGCAGGAACGAAUGGCUUGAUGCGCCUUAACGUUCCAAUACCUGCUGCAACCUUUCUGCAAAUUACGUCAAUAUGCUCAUCCCAACUCAACGUUUCAUCAAGGGUGGCGCCCAAACAAGGUAUUGAGGUUACCCUAGGAAUUGGUUGACCAUUUAACAUUACAGGAAUGUCAUUAUUUAUCUUAUGGAGAUUAUGUUUAGAUCCUACGUACAUUAAUUUAGUUUUGGAUGAAUGGUGUUGCAAUUUGUUUUGUUUGAGCCAUUGACUUAUGUUAUUCAAGUCACUGUUCAAAUUGAAAACGAGGUGCUGAUAGUCAUUAGCAGAUGAAAAAAUCUGUGUAUCAUCAGCAUAUAAGCACGGGAUUGUAUUCUUGAGAUUAUUUGGGAGAUCAUUAAUAUAAAGCAGGAAUAGAAGUGGGCCUAAAAUAGACCCUUGAGGGACUCCACAAACGAGAUUUCUAGGUGUUGACAUCAUGCCAUUGACAAAACACACUUGUUCCCUAUUAGAAAUGUAGGAUUCAAACCAUUUUAAUUCGAUAUUUAAAACUCCAAAUUGUUCUUUCAUUUUACGCAAUAAAAUAUUAUGGUUAAUUGAGUCAAACGCUUUCCGAAUAUCAAGAAAAACAACACCGUUCAAGUCUCCAUUAUCCAUGUUAGUGUACCAUGCAUCGCACAUUUGAAUAAGUGCAGACAAAGUUGAGUUCUUUGGACGGAAGCCGGAUUGAUACUUAGAAAGCAGGGAGUUUUCAUUUAGAUAUUUGUAUAAUUGGUUGAAGACUAAACGUUCAAAGAUUUUACUUAUAAUUGGUAGAAUGGAAAUUGGACGAUAAUUUUCGCAUUUUUGUCUGUCUUCAGAUUUAUAUAUCGGUAAAACCCAAGCCUUUUUCCAUUCGUGUAUUCGCGUAUCCUGCGAACGGGCUGUCAGGUUCGAAAGGCGGUGCUUUUAUAUAAGCUAAUAAUAGAUCUUAAAAAAAUAAAAAACAUACAAAUACAAAUCAACUUAUAUGUUGUUAUUAUAUGUUCUACUAUGGGAGUAUUAUUAUUAUUAUAUGACAUAUUAGUGUAAUGUAAUGAAAUAAUUCAAUUAAAACACAGAUCAACGCUUGGGCCGCUCUGUGCACUUGGCGAGCCAAAUGAUAUCAUAACGGUAGAAACACUCAGAUGCCUACCCCUCCUGAACAUGCCGAAGACAAUUUUCCGAAAUAUUCCGAAUUCUGAUUCGUUCACGGAAUUGCGCGUACAGAAGCUAUCGGGCGGGCGAUUGACGAGACGCUACAUACAAUCGCAGAGGUAAGGUAUAAGGUUUUUCGUCGUUCAUGAAUAUUCAUUGGCCUAGUAUGUCUUGUAUAGUUGUAUUCAUACAAAUAUUUGUGUAAUAUUUUAUACACAUCAUAGCAUUGAUGCCAUUGCCUAUUAAUACAUAAAUACGCUCAUAUUUAUAAAUGAAUAAAACGAAUAAGCUCUUAGACGUUAAUACCUCUGCGAUUGUAUGUAGCGUCUCGUCAAUCGCCCGCCCGAUAGCUUCUGUUAGACUUCUUGCAAGAGUACUUUGUUGACUUUGUUGACCCUAAGCCAUAUUUGCAUACAUACGCGCAAUACCGCGAACGAAUCAGAAUUCGGAAUAUUUCGGAAAAUUAAUUAUCUUUGGCAUGUUCAGGAGGGGUAGGUACUCUGGCUGUUUCUACCAUUAUGACGUCAUUUGACUCGCCAAGUGUGUAAAAAUUAUUUUGGUUAUUUAAUAUAACGCAACAAAAAUUGGUUAUUUGAUAUAACGAAAUUAAAUCAUGAACGCAAAAAUUGGUUAUUUGAUAUAACCAAAUUAAAUCAUGAACGCAAAAUUGGUUAUUUGAUAUAACGAAAUCACGUCAAGUUUAUUAUUUGAUAUCAGCGCAGAACGCAAAUUGGUUAUCUGAUAUAAUAGAGUUCAUUCGGCAAACGAGAAUGUGGUUAUUUCAAAUAACCAAAGCAGAUAUUUGGUUAUAUGAUAUAACAAGACGCCUGCUCAGGCGUUCACACUGGCCUGAAAAUGGCAACUUUCGUGGUACUGGGUGUAAUGUGUAUUUAUAUUAUAAUGUUAAUGCCGUUAUAUGGCUAGUUUCAGGUGCUAAAAAGUUCAUAGAAUUUGCUUCCAUUUAUAAGAUAAACUGAUCCCAACCCAGUAUUAGGGACUGGUCAUAAUUUAGCAGGAGGGGUGGGGAGAUGGAAACAGUGGGGGGUCACAUAUUUUUAGCCAGGAAAAGGGGGGGAGUUCAUAAAAUAUUAGACAGUUUAUGAAGGCGGGGAGGGGGUCUGCUGGUUUAGUUCAAUUAAUUGUUUUAUACAUGCCUUCUCACAUUUUGUUUGAGUUGCAUUUAGUUUAAUAGGCAUUUCAGAAACAAAAAUAGUUGUAAAUAAGGAACCUAUAGCUAAUACGUCUAUUCCUGGCUAUCACUUUAUCUCCCAGCCAACCAUUAGUAAUGCAGGUGGUGUUCGAUACCUCAAGUUAGAACCAAUUACGGGAAAUUUAAUAUUAGAUUUAUUGGUCCUAAAACGUGGAAUUUAGUCGACGAACUACUGAGCAACUUAGUAGAUUGUCUUUUAAAAAUGAACUAAAACGAAAAAUAAUUAAUGAAUAUGAGGAUUAAUGGCAGUUUCGCCAUUAAAAUAUUCUGCCAUUUAAAUCUCUUUUGAGUCUCUGUUUUUGUUCUAUUGUGUCUGUUUUUAUAUCAGUUUUGUCUGUGUGUUUGAGCUAGCUAAUUAAAAUAAAAAUUGUUCUGUAAAAAUUCCCCAAUUGUUCGUAAAUGUAUAAUCUUUGCUUUUAAUGGCCGCUUGUCUCGAUUAGCCCCAAUGGUUAUUACAGGCGACCAGCACUACACCUAUAUGUUUAUGUACUCUAAUAUAAUUAUUCAUGUAUUUAUAAUCAAAUAGUGCUCAAUAAAAUUUCUUCUUCUUCUAAAGCGCAACUAGAAAAUUAGAAAAUUUAAAGUGCAAUUAGAAAACUUAUUGAAUGCAGGGUUUAGUAGUAGGUAGGUACAUAUUUACUGACACGAGCAAGAGAGGGGGGCAUUAUUUUUCCGGGUUAUGGCAAAGCAGGGUCACAAAAUAUCAUUCCUCCCCACCCCCCUGAUAAAUUAUGACCAGUCCCUAAACAUCUAAUAAACAAUUUGAGAAUUAAAAAAGUGGGGGGGGGGGAAAGUUGGAUCUUGUUCCAAAAACAAAUCGAACCGUAUCACGUUUCACUUCGCCGCACGCAACGCCACCUCGCUGAAUACAAUCGAAAACAUACAUUUUAUAGUAAUAUAUGAUGAAUUAGAAAGUAAUUUGGCGCAAAUUAAUGUAAUUAGGUGCAAAUUUAUAAUUAUGCAAAUAAAUACAAGAGCACAACGCAUGUUUAUGAGCCUACAACGUAUAUUUUAUACUUGUUAAUUAAAAAGUCAAACUGUAAAACCUUUAACUUGUCUUUGUUUAUAUUCCACUAUAUUGUAUAAAUUCGCUGGGUCCAAAUUUUGGGGUUUUCGAGUCGUUACACAAAGAAAAACACACUAAUUCAACACGCAAGAAAGGCCAGAGUGCGACACACCGUAAAAUCCAUAGGAAAACCGGCACAAUUCUUUGAAAAUUCAACGAAACUGUGUGAAAUAUAUAUUAGAUCGCUCAGUGAAAAGCCGCCAUUUUGAAACUGAACUGAAUAUGUCACUGGAGCACGUUGCACCCUAAGCCUGCGAUGACCUAACGCAAACUCGAUUUCUCGUCGAAAAAAAAAACAGAAAAAGAGGGAUUUAAGACACUUGGCCUACAGGCCAGUGUAAUAAAAUAAAUCAUCCAAAAUAUCCUCGUAAUUUAUCUAAAUAAUAAAAAUACAUUUGGCGCCUCAUAUUCGUGUAGAAAGUUUCGUUUGAAUACGGCGGACUAGAAAUAUUUAUUUUGAAUUUUUCAGAAUGUCGGGUUGUACGCGUGUGCCACACGCUAAAAUUGGCGCAAAUCACGCUACACAAAGGGGUAAUUUGACCUUGAAAAUCGAUUUCCGACGUUUCCCGAGUGCCAGGAUGUAAACAUCGCAUUGUUUCAAUAUGUCAAGCUCUGAUGUCAAGUUGUAUUCCGGUGGAAGCUCUCGCGUAAAAUUUAGAUAUUCUGAAAUACCGAAAUAAAAGUUGCAAAUCUGUAGAUACAAACUUGAAAAUAACACUCUAAAUAGCGUCUUGGAUUGUGAUACGAACAAGAAUAUUACGAAAAAGAUAGGUUGACAGAAUGACAGGGGCCAAAGUUAUAUUCGGCGAAAGUUAUGGCUUAGCUAGUGAUACAUUGUCGUACAUUGUUUACAUUGUUCGAAUGUAUUGUAUAUAGGUAUGGUAUGGCUAGUUUACAAUUUACAUUGUUCGAGUAUGGCUAAUUUAUAUUUUAUGGCUAUGUUACAUUGUUCGAGUAUAUAGUAUCUUUCAAACGGAAUUUCUACUGCAAAUACUCGCGGAGUUCUUUAUAAUAACGUCGGAAAUCUCAAGGCCGGACGGCAUUGAUACAGUAAAACCAUUUAUCGUAAACAGUUCGGAAACUUUCAUAGAUGCGCGGGCUUUAACCUAACCAAAGAGCCUGUUCGUAGGAGAAGUGAACCGUCCACUCAGUAUAACGAUAUAACUAAACCUCUUGUCGACAGCAUAUGGCGAUUACUGUUCCAGUAGACGGCAACAUGUGAUUUUACAUACAGCAAUGAGCAUUGCUUUUGAAAGAAUACAGUAUAGUCGAGAAAGAUCACAUAGUCCGAAAACGCGACCGGAUGGAAACAUAACACGUGCAGUACAUUGUUUUCUCCGUUUAUUUCAUCCACCACUUUAGCUGAGAAAAGUACGUGUAGUUUUCGCGGGUGUCACGUGAUACGAGAUGUAAACAUUGUGGACCUUCGUUCUGUUGUGUACAUCGGAGUUAACAUGGCGAUUCUGUUGUUUGUGAUUUGAUUUGAAUUGCAAGUUUAACUUGUAACUAUUGUGCAUUGAGUGAGUGACAUUCAUUGAAUGUGACUGGCCUCAAAUAUUUACAAGAAUGAGUCAUGGAGUAGAUGAAAUCAUUAAGAUUCCGGACCAAUUCGAAGUUUUUAAAAUCAAAUUACCUUUUUAUCUGAAUUCUCACGAUUAUUCUUGACAGUUAUUUCGAGCCAGUGGCGGACACACUGGAAGAGGGGGGGGGGGGGCAACAUUUUCAACGAAGGAGGCAAGAUUUUCAACCAUGGAAGCAUGGGUAGGCUAUAAAGUAAUCACAUUUGCAUGAUAUUUAAGGCAUAAACGGUUUAAACAAUUGGGAUUUAUAGCAAAAUCUGCAAUCAGUAGUGUCUUUAUGUCAACAACCAGAAAUACCAAUAUGAGCUCCACCUUUGAAUUUACUACAAGUAUAGGUUAUUUUGAGGCACCUCGGGGAUAUGUGUUUAUUCACCUCGGCGCUUUCACAUUGCGAGGUCGCGUUAAUGAGCCCAGAAUAGAAAUAAUUCUUAAUGCCAUAUUCAUGGCAAGAAAUUUUGGACAUUUGCCUAUUAAACCAGAGCUCGUCCCCAGUCCCCAGAAAUUUCAGCGAUAAAUGGCUGAAAAUCGCCAAAAUUAUGAACAAAACUGAAUAUUAGAGAUUAUUUUUAUUGCUUUUCUAAAAAGUAGGAACGGAUACAUAAAAUAUGUUCAUAAUUCUAUCUAUAAACGUCAAAAUUUGCCGAAAAAUGAAUAAUAUGCUAGGGGCAAAAUCGUUUCGAAACUUUGUAAUCCGAUAGAAUAAAUCUCUAUAUUGUGACGCGAAAUAGGUGCGCGGUCAGACGAAAAAGCGGCAUAUCCCAAUCGGAGCAUGCGUAGUCUCAAAAGUAGGAGCAAAUUCAGAAUCGCUUCACUGUGACGAGCAUUUCGAUACUAAAUUAUUGUUGUUUCGUCCUAAAUAUCUGGGGGCAAAAUGCGUAUUUCUUCAACCAAGUCUGCGUGUAAACACAGGCGCUAUCUGCGCAUUUGGUCGUUCGUAUAUUGCCUGGUUUUAAAGAAUUCUCGCUCGACUGGACGUAUAAUUAGCACAUCAUAAUGCCUAAACCAAAGAUAAACGAUUGCGCAGCAUAUUUCUUGAGUUUUAGAGUCAAUAAAAGGAUGCUAACGUUGUUUGUUGUUGUAUAUGUAAUCUCGCAAAGGCCAACACUACAGACCGCUGUGGGAGAUCUGGCCCGAUGUAUCGUAUUUCUUGAUAUAGCAGUAUUUGCAUUUUAUUAUAUAUUAUAUCCCUCCAUGCGUUUAUUUGGACUUUAUAUCUAUUUUUAUAUCAAUUCAGACCUAAAAAUGAUCUAAAUUUGAAAUGCUUGUCUAUGUUUGAUAUGCGCGUUAGAGUAUAUCACUGCAUAUGUCCUACUUAUAUGGGCAAUUUAUUGGUAUGGCCUUCGUUAUGUUGUUUUUUCCCAUUUUUUGUGCUGCAAAGACAUUGCAGGUGAAUAUUAGAGGGGAUUAUUAAACGGAAAUUGAUUAGAGGGGAAUAUUGAAUAUAUUCCCCGAUAAGAACACGGGAAACCGAGCAGGGUGAAAAAUAAGAGUAAAUUGUUAUACAGGUCCGAAAUUAUCAAUACGAUAAAUUCGCGACACAUGUUGAAAUUAUCAAUACAAUAAAUUCGCAAUUUCACAUGAAACUACAAUCAUUAGACAAGAAUUUUUGUUAUAAAUGUAAUAGUCCGUGUGUUGUGACCCGAUAUCGUUCACUUUCAUUAAGCAUGUCUCAGAUCUGAAAUAUUUUGACGGGAACUAACACUUUCAAGCACGCUGAGUUCAAAUUUGAAAAGUUUGCGCUCCGUAGACCCGCAGUUUUCUCACAAAAUGCUAUUUUAUCUUCAAUAAUUUCCCAACAAAUUUUUCAUUGUUCAACGACACGGAUCGAUGACGAUACACGAUCAUGUCACUCAAAAGGAUCAAUUUCUAUUAACCAGUUUUCCUUUUAACAAAAGACCGGUUUUACUCGAAUCAUUUUGAGUUAUGUAAUCUUAUGCGUGUUGGACGUAAACAACAUAUCUUGUCUACAACUUUGAGAAAGUACAGAUAACGCUUUCUAAAAUCCUCAGUUGUAGAGAUAUCUCCAUACUAAAUCACAAGAACAUUAAUGCGAAGUCUUUUUGGCUAUAUGUCACUGGCCUGAAAAAUACUCGUUUAAAGGUCCAUACACACCGGACGCGAUUCGACAACGCGACGCGACUUUUCGAUUUUCACUGACCGAUAACUUUGAUCCUGGUUAACAUUUUCCAAAUAUUUAGUAGCGCUAUAACAUUUUGAGUUAUUUGGUCUACAUAUCUUUCAAAAUUUCCUCUCAUUGGCUCAAGGUCAUUUAAAACAAAAGUAACGCGAAGCCAACGGCAAAGCCAUUAACGCUAAAAUGAAAUAUUGUCGAUUGAUUGCUGGUAGAACACUUACGACAGGAUCAAUCUUAAAUAGAGUUAAACUAGAAGAAUAAAUGUUCACAUCAAAGACAAAGAUCAGUCCCAAAGUAUAAAAUAUGCUCAGUAAACUCGCGACGAAGUGGAGAAAAGUCUGCAUGAGCUGUUUAUUUGGUGAUUUCAACGUAUAUGGAGGCCCUCUUUCCAAUAAUAUUCACUCAUCGCAUAGUAUAACACUGCCAACUGAUGUAAUAGUUCAAAUGCAAUGAUAAGUUAUCUCUUGAAUUACGUUUCGGAAACUGUGUUGAAAAUUUAAAUGUUGAUCCAUUACAUAUAGAUUACCGUUUUACAUCUUUGUAUAAAACAUUUUGAUCGCAUGUAAGGAAUUAUUUCUCAGCCCAGAGACCCAAAGACUUAACAUUAACGUCCUUUUAAAGUUUGUUCGUUCACUGCAACCAGGUAAAUCAAUCAUGUUUCGCGCGCUACUCUGGUUUAAAUAAAUGAUUACAAAGCCCAGUGGAAUUGUAAUCAAGACCCAACGUUUCGACACUCCAGUCUAGUGUCUUGAUCAGGGGUGAUCUAAAGAUGCAAUCGUGGCUUCUUAAAUACCCAAGGGAUGACAUCACCUGCCAAUGAGAUGCAUGUAUUCCUCUGGCAAAUAGGCAACGUCAUCCCUAUUCAAAGCAUGAUUACUCAUAUUUAUAUGCCACGCUUCUAGGCAAAGUCAAAGACCACGCUUCUAGGCAAAGUCAAAGACUUAAGGUUCGGUCACACGGAGCGACAAGUCGCAGAGGCAUGUUGCAGGGACAUGUCGCCCGAAACGAGUCACACGAAGCGACAAUGCUAGGCGAAAACAAGUCGCACAAGCGCUUAUAGGCGCGUGGUCACACGAGGCGACAAUUCAUGCGACAAGUCGCAGUGUGCCGAAACCUGGGUACGAAGUGUUCAUGUAAACAAAUAUGGCGUCUCAAUUGACUCGACACCGUAAGAAAACAAUUUUAUUUAUACUAAUGAUGAUAAUUGAUGAUCAUCCUUCAGUUACAGUUGAAAGGAAAACUUGGGCUCGAAACCAGUGAAGUGAGUGAACUAUAUACAUGGAAGACUGACUUCAGUCAUUGCAGUGGCGUAACGUUAUAUCAGGGGGCCCCCGGUUCAAAAUUUUCGAAGGCCCCCCUAGUACUAGAGGUGCCAAAGGCACGAGUCGAGCGCCGUAUAUGCACGAGUUUUCUAGGGGGUCCAGGGCAUGGUCAUCCGGAAAAUUUUUUAAUCUAGACUCUCUGAAAUGCCAUUUCCUGGACUUUGGGGAGAGAUUUUACAGAAUUCUGAUGGUCAUAAAACGACAUUGUAACAUAUCAGAGGCCCUGGCCAAUGUUUUUGCCCUAUCGCCUAAGCCUGGGGGCCCCCAUUUGGGUUGGGGGCCCCCGGGUUCACCCGGUCUGAGCCCAUAGUAGUUACGCCACUGAGUCAUUGACGUAAUCAAAAAGUGAAGCCAAAGAUGGCGGAUUUUGAAGCCAUUCUUGCGCGUCAUUCUCAGUCCCCUACCCGCGCGGCCAAACAUUUUUUGUAUUUUCAUGGCGGGAAGUGAUGGGUCCGCGAUUCUCGGGUUGUGUUUUUCUUCAUUUUAAAAGAGCAAAAGAGGAAAUAAACUUCAUUUAUUUCAUGUAAACCUGAUUUCCUUCAUCUACUCGAUCUGUCUACUGCAUUUUCCCACUGUAUGUGUGAGUAAAUCUGUAUUUUUCGUUGCGAAUUCAACAACUAAUUUCAAACUUUUUUGUUUUUUUGAUAUAAAAUCUGUAUUUUUAUAAAUUGGCAAUUUACUUUGCUUUGGUUGUUUCGUUUUCUUGUUUCUAUGGUACUUUUCAGUUUUCACACCAUUAUUUAGCUUAUUUUAUUCGGUUUUCCUGACCUAAAACUGCUUUUUAACUGCAGUUUUCGAGGCAGUUUUUAGCCAAUUUAAUUCCAUACAUGUAAGAAAAUUUUGUUUUUUUAUUUUCUAUUUAAUAAAAUCACUUUGAUGUUUGCCUUAUAAACUUAAACUGUUCAUUUUAAUGAGUUAUUCAUGUGUGUGAAACUCUUGUCGAUAGGGGCAAUAGAGAUAUUUUGAAAGAUUGAGUGACUUUGUGUUUUGUUUUGUCACUCCUUGUCAUUUUACAAAAACAGCAAUCCCGCGCUAUUUUGCUUUCUUUCCACUCAAAUAUCACAUCUCCUAAACAAAUAAUAAUUAAAAUUAAUAACCGAACCCAAACAAAAUACCAGAAUUCAACUUUUCAUUCAAAUUUCGUCUGUUUUUCACCAGAUUUUUACUCGGAAAGUAAAGAAAAAUAUAAAAGUUUUGUUGACCGCGCACGUAAGGGGACUGAGAAUGACGCGCAAGAAUGCCUUCAAAUUCCGCCAUGUUGGCUUCACUUUUUGAGCUCGAGUCAGACUUCCAUGUUAUAUAGUUCAGUGCUCGAAACUUGCACUCCAUGAUGAUGUGGUAUCCGCCAUGUUGAAAUUGAGCGUGCAAGUAGUCAUGGGAAUGAUAUUUUGUGAUUGGUCAGACUAAUUAUUUCCCCGCGAUUUGUGAACAGACUAGCUCACACGAUGCAACAAGUCGCGGCAACGGUUUUUUUCCCCGCGACACGUCGCAUGAAAUCAAAUCAAUUUGAUUUCAUGCGACAUGUCGCGGGCACAAUUUUUUUGACCCCGCGACAACGCUUACACAUGUGACACACGAUGAAAUUCGACCCCGCGACAUGUCCCUGCAACAUGCCCCUGCGACUUGUCGCUCCGUGUGACCGAACCUUUAAUUUGCCUAGAAGCGUGGCAUAUAAAUAUGAGUAACCACGCUUUGAAGACGGGGCCAAUUUGCCAGAGGAAUACAUGCAUCUCAUUGGCAGGUGACGUCAUCCCUUGGGUAUUUAAGAAGCCACAUUGCAUCUUUAGAUCACCCCUGAUGAAGACACUAGACUGUAGUGUCGAAACGUUGGGUCUUGAUUACAAUUCGACUGGGCUUUGUAAUCAUUUAUUUAAACCGAGUAUAGCGAGCGAAACAUGAUUAACGACCUUGUGAUUUUAUAGAGAUAGAUCCUGAACUAAGGAUAUUAGAAGGAAUUAUCUGUACUUUCUCAAAGUUGUAGACAAGAUACGUUUUUUACGUCCAAGACGCAUAAGAUUGUAUAACUCAAAAUGAUUCGAGCAAAACCGGUCUUUUGUUAAAAGGAAGAAUGUUUAAUAGAAAUUGGUUCUUUUGAGCGACAAAAUCGUGUAUCGUCAUCGAUCCGUGUCGUUGAACAAUAAAAAAUUUGCUGUGAAAUUAGUGAAGAUAAAAUAGCAGUUUGUGAGAAAACUGCGGGUCUACGAAGCGGGAACUUUUCGGAUUUGAACUCAGCGUGUUCGAAAGUGUUAGUUCUCUUAAAAAUAUUUCAGAUCUAAGACAUGCUUAAUGAAAAUCGUUUUCUAGGCACUUUUCAGGUCACAAUACAGGGAAUAAUUUCGGACGUGUUUAACGAUUUACUCAUAUAGUAAAUUCAAAGGUAGAGCUCAUGCUGAGAAAUGCAUGUACGUAUGCAACAACCCCUCACGUAUAUUUUCCAAACAUUGUUUCAACAUGAAGUAUUCUUAAUUUUACGCCAACACCAUAGUAUUUUUAAUUUUACGCCAUGAACGUUAGUCACGCGCUCGCAAUCAUUGAUGAACUUUUCAAUAUGCUAAUUUUCAUUUUCCGGGUGUAAAUAACCGAGCGGACUUAAUUCCCUUGCCACGAGCUUCGCCCUACGCGUGGCUUUGGAAUAAUUAUAGUUUGUUAUAAUAUUUCCAAUACUUUUCUAUUUCAGCCUAAACAAACAUGGACGGAUCAAUGGUGUUCUAUACAACGCAAGUGUGGAAUCGGAAUCUAAAGGUGAUUGCACCCCCGACGAACUUGUUGCGUUUUACGAUGCGUCGUGUAUACUUUCGAAAGGACUACAUGACCCAAACAAUGUGAUAGACAUUCAUUUGAAGUCAGGUCAAAUCGCAAUGUUUCACAAUAUCAGAAUUUUACAUGGAAGAACAGCAUUUGAAUCAACUGCAAGGGAACGUCAAGCAAGAUGGUUGCAGGGUAUAUAUUUUGACUGGGAUGUGGUAUUUUCAAAACUCCGAGUGCUGCAGAAAAAUCUUGGUCUUAAAACACCAUAUUUACCGGAGCAAUCUGAUGACUUUUUCUGAACUAUGCAUGCACGAGUUUUUCUGCCCACAAAUUGACCCAACUCAAUUCCUCGACCGAUCGCCGAAUUUAUAGUUGAGUGUAUAUGUACAGUUAUAUUCUAGAGAGGGUCUCCCCAAUUAUAGAUUCUGAAAUCCUUGAAUUUUUUAAAUGCAACUUUUAUACAACUCUUAAAGCCUGAUAGGUAAUUUGAGCCAAAAAGUAUCGAUGAGAUUUGACUAAAUUUAUUUUUGGGAAUACUUGUGGGAUACAGUGUCUGUGAUUGCAUAUCAGGGGCGCACAUCUAAGGAAUUUCUAGGGGGGUGUGGGCCACUUGGGGACCGACUUUUUGAUAUUCAAAAAGAAAUUAAACAGAAGGGUAAAAAACAAUUUUGCAAAGACAUCAUGCCACAGAACAGGGACGUGGGAAUGUAUUUGAAAUCAGGGGAUCAAGUCCCACGAGGCGCCACCAUGGUUGGCGCCGAGCGAGAAAAUUUUCAACAACAGAACCUCUAGGUCGCCAGAAACGACCAUUUCAGAGUCUUAACUCUACCUAAAUUUCGGCUCGUUCAGGUGUACGAACGAAGGAUUAAGAAAAUUCAUCCCUUAUUUAAUAGUUCGCUCAAUUUCUGCAUUUGUUCAAUCUGUUCCAGAUCAAUAGAAUCAGAUAAGUCUUUCUGAACUGAAGAAUCAAAUCAUGUGUAUAGGCCUAUGAGCUCGCGUGUGAAUACCAGGACGUGUUUAUUAGUAAUGUGUAUGAGCUGUCAUGAGAAUAUCCG
Messenger RNA from Paramuricea clavata, 27919 nucleotides. The record is from the annotation of a GenBank genome assembly. NCBI's taxonomy places the organism in Eukaryota, Metazoa, Cnidaria, Anthozoa, Malacalcyonacea, Plexauridae.